GUUAAAACUGAAGAUCUCUAUUUGAAGAUUUAGAUCAAACGAAGAGAAAGAUGAAAGGAAAUAAUUCGAGAACAGGAUUCAACGACUUGUCUUAAGAUUAAAACGGGAGAUUAAAAAUUAAACACCAUACCUGCAGGUUGUUAUCUUAAGAUGUAUAAUUAAAUCCAGCUGGUGGCAAAACACUCCAAGAUUGUCAUAGCGAUUUCCGAAUUUGGCUUAAGAUAAGAAGCCGGUGGAGAACAGGAUUCAACGACUUGUCUUAUUUUUUUUUUCUUCUUCUAUUUACUAUAAAGCGGUCUUCCCAUUUGCAUGGCAUUAUCAAGCUAGCAAGCUAGAACUUCUCGCUUUUGGGGGUCUUCUCUGAUGGCAAGCAAUUUCUCAUUUUCAUGUUUCCUCCUCAUCAGCCUCACCUGCAGUCUGUUUAUUGGCUGCCAUUGCUCAUCCGAUGAAGACAAGAAGGCACUGUGUUUUAUCUCACCAUCCUUUCUGUUAUUUUAUUUCUGUCACAACCUUUUUUUUUUUCCAUAUAAUUUCAUUACUAAAGGCCAUUUUACUGAAAGCAGGUUUAUAUUGUGUAUAUGGGUGACCGCCCAAAGAGUGAUAUUUCUGUAUCAGCUCUUCACAUCACCAGGCUACAAAACGUCGUGGGCAGUGGUGCAUCAGAUUCUUUGCUCUAUAGCUACCAUAGGAGCUUCAAUGGUUUUGUUGCUAAAUUGACCAAAGAGGAGAAAGAGAAAAUGGCUGGCUUGGACGGUGUAGUGUCUGUGUUUCCUAGUCAGAAGAAAAAACUUCACACGACAAGAUCAUGGGACUUCAUGGGCUUCCCCAAGAAUGUUACAAGAGCAACUUCUGAAAGCGACAUCAUUGUGGCAAUGCUUGACACAGGGAUUUGGCCCGAGUCUGAAAGUUUUAAUGACGAAGGAUAUGGUCCGCCUCCAAGCAAAUGGAAGGGCACUUGCCAGGCAUCCUCCAAUUUCACUUGCAACAAUAAGAUAAUUGGAGCUCGAUACUACCAUAGCGAAGGAAAAGUAGAACCAGGAGACUUUGCCUCCCCAAGAGAUUCAGAAGGCCAUGGGACUCACACUGCUUCAACAGCAGCAGGAAGAUUGGUUAGUGAGGCAAGCCAACUAGGCCUUGCUACAGGAACAGCACGAGGAGGGGUUCCCUCUGCCCGUAUUGCUGUGUACAAGAUAUGUUGGUCUGAUGGCUGCUCAGAUGCCGACAUUCUUGCAGCUUUUGACGAUGCUAUUGCAGAUGGAGUUGAUAUAAUCUCCCUCUCAGUUGGAGGGUGGCCCAUGGACUAUUUUGAGGAUUCAAUUGCUAUUGGAGCUUUCCAUUCAAUGAAAAAUGGAAUACUCACAUCAAACUCUGCUGGUAACUCAGGUCCUGAUCCUGAAUCAAUUUCAAAUUGUUCACCUUGGUCUCUGUCUGUGGCUGCUAGCACCAUGGAUCGAAAGUUUGUGACACCGGUGAUGUUAGGCAAUGGAGCCAUUUAUGAGGGAAUCUCCAUAAAUACUUUUGAGCCUGGAAAUAUUAUGCCCCCUUUCAUUUACGGUGGAGAUGCUCCAAACAAGACAGCAGGAUACAACGGGUCAGAAUCCAGGUAUUGCCCCCUGGACUCGUUGAACAGCACUGUGGUGGAAGGGAAAGUCGUUCUUUGUGAUCAGAUCAGUGGAGGGGAGGAGGCAAGAGCCAGUCAUGCAGUUGGAUCAAUAAUGAAUGGUGACGAUUAUUCGGAUGUGGCCUUCAGUUUUCCUUUACCAGUUUCGUAUUUGAGCUCAAGUGAUGGAGCUGAUCUUUUGAAGUACUUAAACUCAACUAGUGAACCAACCGCAACUAUAAUGAAGAGCAUUGAAAUAAAGGAUGAAACUGCCCCAUUUGUGGUUUCGUUUUCUUCACGAGGGCCUAAUCCGAUAACAAGUGACCUUCUCAAGCCCGACCUGACUGCCCCAGGAGUGCACAUUUUGGCAGCAUGGUCUGAAGCAACCACUGUAACAGGAAGCCCAGGGGAUACAAGAGUGGUUAAAUACAACAUAAUUUCCGGAACAUCUAUGUCUUGUCCACAUGCAUCCGGCGCAGCUGCUUAUGUCAAGGCAUUUAACCCAUCAUGGUCUCCUGCUGCCAUUAAGUCUGCCCUAAUGACAACUGCCUCUUCCAUGAGUUCUAGCAUUAACAAUGAUGCGGAGUUCGCUUAUGGAUCAGGCCAUAUAAAUCCUGCAAAGGCUAUUGAUCCUGGUCUAGUAUAUGAUGCUGGAGAGAUUGAUUAUGUUAGAUUCUUGUGUGGACAAGGAUAUAAUGCUACACAACUUCUACUAAUUACCGGAGAUAAUAGCACAUGUUCUGCAGAAACAAAUGGAACUGUGUGGGAUCUAAACUACCCAUCUUUCGCUCUGUCUGCCAAAUCCGGGAAAACUAUUACUCGAGUCUUCCAUAGAACUGUCACAAAUGUUGGAUCAGCAACAUCUACUUACAAGUCAAUCACGAACGCUCCAAGUGGACUUAAUAUCCAAAUUGAACCAGAUGUCCUUUCCUUCCAGUCUCUUGGGCAACAACUUUCCUUUUGUGUCACGGUUGAAGCUACGUUGGGUAAAACUGUACUGUCUGGAUCUUUGGUUUGGGAAGAUGGGGUGCAUCAAGUAAGAAGCCCAGUUGUGGCUAAUCCUUCUCAUUAAAAUCUAGAAAUUUACUUUCUUCCAACUAACUAAAGAAAUAAACCUGAUGACUGUUGUUUCAAAUGCAUAAUAAUUCUGUUCCGCAGACAGAUUACUUUGUAAUGUUUUUCUCUUACCUUGAGAUAAAGUUCAAUCUACUUACAUGGUAAUUAAGUUCUUGUGGAUCAAAUCUAUUAAUACAGGGAUUGCAAGCCUUGCAAUUUUACAUUUUGCAAAUCAA
Molecule: messenger RNA, 2892 nt
Organism: Populus trichocarpa (black cottonwood)
Lineage: Eukaryota; Viridiplantae; Streptophyta; Magnoliopsida; Malpighiales; Salicaceae
Product: cucumisin
Exons: 9
Coding region: 579-2672 (697 amino acids)
Biological process (GO): proteolysis
Molecular function (GO): serine-type endopeptidase activity
Source: RefSeq, a predicted model, not a curated record